AUGGAUGUAGUGAAGACUUCUUGCCACGGGCGUAUUGUGAAGGUGCCUGCAGGUCCUCUAGUGCGAGUUGAGAGCACAGAGGUGGUGAUUCCAUGCAACGUUAGUCAAUAUGAAGGACCCAGCGAGCAGAACUUUGACUGGGAGUUCUCUAGAAUCUCUGCUCCGGACUCUAGAUUUGUACAAGUAGUGAGUACUUGGGACCCUUGGUUCACGUCUCAGGAGUAUAAAGAUCGGGUUGACGGUAAAGAGAUCACAUUGAGGCGAAACAGCAACAACUCUGUGGAACUCGUGAUUGGAAACAUCCGCCCUGCUGACCAAGGGAUGUACCGAUGCACAACGCCCAGCACAGAUUCUGUCGUUCAGGGAAAUUACAAUGCCGUAGUUGAAGUCAAAGUGAUUGCGGAUGGCUUAACCAUUGGUGGGUCUAAAGCUACAUCCACUUGGAACUUAUCAGAAGGAGAUGCAUUUCAGUUGCGCUGCUCAGCAUCCACCAAUUCUUCAGAACACACACAUCUGCACGUGUCUUGGGAAUUCAGAAACGGGUUUGCCUGGCAAGAAAUUCUCUCCUUGACGCAUGAGGGCAAGUUCCAGCCUGGUUCAGAGUAUAACGAGCGCUAUAUCAGUGGAGAUGUGCGUUUAGAUGCCAUGGCCAAUGACAUUUACCGCUUGUCUGUGUCCCAGGCUCUUCCAACAGAUGAAGGUGCCUACAGGUGUCGAGUGAGUGAAUGGGUUAAAGGUGCAGAUGCUUCAUGGCAGAAGAUCCAAGAAAAGGCUGUGGAUAUAGCAAAUGUGGUGGUGCAGCCAACAGCUUUAGGUGUGUUCAUCACCAGAAGCAAUGUAUCUGUGACAGAGGGAGACUCCCUUGACCUUACCUGCAACUUCACAACAGACAGAAGUGGUAUUUUCCAAGCAGAAGUCAGGUGGUACUUCAGUGAAUCACCUGAUAGCACCAUGGCAGAAGCUCAGGUUUUGCUAAGUGCAGACCGUGAUUCUGUUGUUAGUGAUUCUACCCUCAUCAGCCUCAGCCAUGUGGAUCGGAGUUCUUACCACCUAUUGGUACGUGAUGUGAGCACUGAAGAUUCCGGUUACUACUACUGCCAAGCAACUCUCUGGGUGCCACAGCACAAUGGUAGCUGGCACAAGGUAGCAGAGAGGACAUCUGUGCCUGUCACUGUGGAGGUGUUGGCAUUAGAGCCAAAUUACCAUGUGUUUCUGAAUGCGACUAAAACACCUAAGUAUGCAGAAGAUCCCACAGAAUUGGAAUGUAGGAUCACAGAGGCGCAGAACACUGAAACAAAUGUGCGUUUCACUGUCUCAUGGUACUACCGAUUACCUAUGCGCAGCGAUGAAGUAGUGAAAGAUGAACUUCUUGCCACCAUGGAUGCAGACUGGACACUGGUAGUUGGGGACAGAAGCAAACAACGGGCCCAGAAUGGGGAAAUUAUUUUCUCUAAACCAACUGUGGACACCUUCCGCUUACGAAUCCAGUGGACCUCUGAAGUAGACAGAGGAGAUUAUUAUUGUGUAAUUUCUUCAUGGAGCAGGCAACGAAAUAACAGCUGGAUAAAGAUCAAGGAUGUGGCUUCUGUGCCUGUAAGCAUUUUAUGGUCUACACAAGAUUAUAUGCUGACCGUAGAGGCUGUGAAACUGAAGCCAUUCUUCAUGGCAGGGCACACCUUUGAAAUGACAUGCAAGGUGUCUUCCCAGAACAUCAAGACUCCUCGUUACUCAGUCCUCAUUACAGCCGAGAAGCAUCUGAAUGAUCGGUCAACUCCUAAUGGGACCACUCGCAUAAUUUCUCUCAAUCAAGAUUCAGUGGUCAGACGGGAAGAUUGGACAGACCAGGAACGGGUGGAUGGUGUGGUCUUGGAAAAGGUUCAGGAGAACGAGUUCCGCUACAGGAUGUACCAGACACAGAUUUCUGAUGCUGGGUUGUAUCGCUGUGUGGUGACUGCAUGGUCACCAGGGGGUGGAGGCAUGUGGCGAGAGGCAGUCAAUGGUUUAUCCAACCCGAUCCAGAUAGACUUCCAGACCUCAGGUCCUGUUUUCAAUGUCUCUGUGGAAUCGCAUAAAACAACAGUUUAUCGAGGAGAGCUGGUGAAAUUAGAUUGCAUCAUCUCCAUUGCAGGGACAGUACUCAGUCCAGAUGACAUGUCCUUCGAUGUCUCUUGGUUUGCCAUGCACUCAAUCGCAAUGGACAGAGACCCCAUUUUCCUCGCUUCAUUAGAUCGGAAAGGGAUAGUCACCCAGGCCAAAAGAAAUGGAAGCAGUGAUGUCAGCUUGGAAAGAAUCAGCCCCAUGGAAUUCCGUCUUAGGAUUCACGGCUGUGAAGACCAGGACUUUGGCAAUCACUACUGCUUAGUAACCCCCUGGGUGCGGUCAACUGCAGGGAUCUGGCAACAGGAGAUGGAGGUCAAAUCCAAGCCAGUCCUUGUAACUGUGAAAAUGGAUGUGCUGAAUGCUUUCAAAUUCCCACUGUUGAUUGGCAUUGGCCUGUCCACAAUCAUUGGACUCUUAUCCUGUCUGAUUGGCUACUGCAGUUCCCGUUGGUGUUGCAAGAAGGAAGUUCAAGAAACCCGACGAGAGAGACGCCGGCUUAUGUCUAUGGAAAUGGACUGAGCUUCAAAGUUGAGGUGGAUGCACACGUUUUUGGGAGGGAGGGGAUUUUGGAAGGCCUGAGGCUACUCAGACUUGAGUGUGUCGAGCCAAAAUGCCCUGACAACAAUCAUCUGACCUUCUCUCCUGGACCUAGAACUUCUCCUUUUACCAGUGUUUCACAUUUAGAGCACAAGUAGUGUUUGUCAGCAUUGAGCUCUUCUUCAAGUGGCACUUUUUUGAGGGAUAGUUCUCCCCCCCCCCACAGGCAAACUGUUCCACAGUGUGCUUCCUGCAGACCUUUAGCUAAGACUCACUAUCAAGGCUUGUGUUUAAAACAUUUUCCCUUGUUGUUAAAUAGGAAGAUGGAAUUGGAAGAGCUCAGAGGCAAUAAAUGUCUUCCUUUAUAACUAGCUGAUCCCUAGAGAAGAGAGAACAGGUUCCCUUACUCCAGACAGAAUCUGGUGAGGAAAUCCUCUUGUCUGCUGUUGGUGGGAUUGGAAUUCAUCCUAAACUAAAACUUGGAUUGUAGUUUCUGAAGUCUUUUUUUUUUUUUUAGCAACCCUGCAAAGGAAGUAGGCAGCAAUACAAACCUUUUCUUACAGUGCCCUGCCUCCCACUGUGCUUCAUAUUGUGCCCACUAUUAUCAUACUGAUAAGAGGGGCUUGAGCUUCUGUGCCCUGCAUAUUCCUAAGAGCCUCAACAUGAAGUGCCACCACUUUUUCCACUUCUGCUCACUGUGCUGGUGAAUUUUUUUCAUAACGAACAUGUCACCUCUAGAAACUGUAUGGAGACCGCUAGAUGUUCUUAGGUGGGUCGUAGGUCUACCUAACUCAAGGAUCAGAAGGUCUAAAAUUGAGGCAGAAUCCUCCUUGUACAAACAUUCCUGACUUGAGGCAAGUAGAAAAAAGUCACAGAGAGCAGUGUGCCAUGACAGAUUAAGGUGCACCAGGACAAAGACCCCUGCAGAUCAGUGAACAAGAGUCUAGAUCUGCAACUUGUUAUUGGGGAACUUACACAAUUGGUUUUGCAGCCACCAAGUAGACUUUGGCAGAUCAGUGUCUGCAGUUGUAACUCAGGGUAGGGGUAAGGAGGGAGGGAGGAAUAUAGUUGAUAUACAUGGGGGAUAGUGCUCCUUUUCUGGAUUCCCUUGUGCAUGCCACAUAGUGCAGCAUAUCCUUUGCUGACACACUAGGAUAAAUGAUCAUGAUAGGGAUCUCUGGUGCUAAAGUAGAGGGACCUAGAUCUUGUCUUCCACAUACCUUUAUCCCUUAUCCAAGGAGCUGCCCCUGUGACUUAAGGCAUCUAAAUCUUCCAGCACAGCCAGCAUAUCUAAGCAAUAAGAAGUCAGAACAGAGGCAUUUUCCAGAAAACUUUAGGCAUUAAACAUGUGUGACUUCAGUCAAGCCUAAGAUUGAACAUUCAUACAAAGAGCAAAUAGUCAUUCUGUUCUAUUGUGCUUGGAGGUGAAGUUGACCUGCAGAGUAAACUGGUUAAUACAAGUUGAAUGGAGAUUGUGCACAUACACAAGGAGGCAUGCAGGAUGUUAUGCGUGUCAACAUCAACUUAGCACAUUCAUCUGAAGGCACAGGUGUUGUUCACAAAUCACCAGUUUCAGCUUGCAUUGACUCCAGUAUAUGAUUGUGCAUAUUGCUAGGUUUGCAAGCUUUAAUUCUGGGGUGUCCAAACUGAGAUUCCUGAAAGGUUCCUUGAGAGCUGCAGGAACCCACUGGAAAUCUGCAAACUUUAAAGUUGUUUGGAGUCAACAUGGAUAGAGUCCUCCAGAAGGCUUAGUAAAAAUGAGAGUUCUAGUUGGCUGACCAUGGUAAUCUGCCCCUUUGGGGCCUUCUCUGUGGCAAACCGUUUUUGCACUUGACAUUUAGAGCAUUGCCCCAGGUGGCUUAUAUUUAAUCCGACAUCCUACCCAUCUAGACAAAUCCUAUGUCUUAACCUUUCAUAUUGCAAGCUAAUGUUUUAGUUGCAUUCUCCACAUUGUAAGACUUAUUUCUUUCUUUUUUUAAAGUGGAGCAGAAGCAGUUGUCUAAAGCACAAAUUAUCCUUCCAUGCAUAUUGUGUCUCGAGUCUUUCUGUUCUCACAUUUUGAGGGAUAAACAAAAACAUUUAAAUGCAAUAAUUAUGAAAUGGCUUAGCCCAGGAAAGUUUAAUUUUCUUUGAACACUCAUUGCACACUUUGCCUCUCCAUGGAAAGAAACUCAGGGUUAUUUUGGUUCAGGGAUUCCCUGCCUUUCAUAGCAAGGUUCUCUCAAGUUGUUGCCCACACUUCUUAGACCAGACGGUGGGGAGCUAUUUUUCUUCUAAACAAAUCUGGCUGAUAGGUUCAACUGCUCCUUUUGAUUUGGGGUUAUGCUUUCUUGCUUGUACUUAGGUUUACCCUGAAUUAGUACCACUCCAGAGUCUCCUUCCAAUUGUGCCAAUUUUAUAUUGUUCCUCUUUUUAAAAAGUAGUUCUUCUGUCUCUCCAGAAAAUAUUUGUUGCUUCUGUUUUGUGUUAACUCUCUCUGGUAUCUCUGUGGAGAAGGAGUUGCAUGGGAUUCAGUUAGGUGUUCAACAGUAUUUGUCAGAGUUGCAGUCAUGGAAUCAACAGUCAAGCAUUCUAAGGGCUCCUGUCAACCCUGAUUUGUCUCUUCCCAUGCUUCCAGCUCACAGUUGGGAAUUCAGGACACUUGGAACACGAAUUGGGUAACAUUUCAAAAGCAUCUUUCUUAAAGGACAGGAAAACGUUUUGGUUGAUUUUGAAGAAAGGUUUUAGGCACAGCUCUGGAAGCUUUUAAAGAAAUGUGUUCAGCAUGGCUUUGGAAGAUAUGAGUUGAACAGUUAAACGAUGCUGUGUAAUGUGUUUUUUACAUUGAAAAUAAAUUGUCUUUUU
Molecule: messenger RNA, 5481 nt
Organism: Lacerta agilis (Sand lizard)
Lineage: Eukaryota; Metazoa; Chordata; Lepidosauria; Squamata; Lacertidae
Gene: PTGFRN
Product: prostaglandin F2 receptor inhibitor
Exons: 9
Coding region: 1-2619 (872 amino acids)
Source: RefSeq, a predicted model, not a curated record